This is a messenger RNA of Alternaria rosae, 1137 nucleotides long. RefSeq lists its product as uncharacterized. The record is from RefSeq and is a predicted model, not a curated record. The coding region runs from base 1 to 1137 and encodes 378 amino acids. The transcript is spliced from 3 exons. NCBI's taxonomy places the organism in Eukaryota, Fungi, Ascomycota, Dothideomycetes, Pleosporales, Pleosporaceae.
AUGCGCUUCUCAACCCUCAUCCCUAUGCUGCUUGCAGCCGGUGUUGCCAACGCCCAAUUUGGCGGCCAAGGUGGAAACAACGGUCAAAACGGCGGCAACAACGGACAGAACAACGGCCAGAACGGAGGCAACAAUGGCCAGAACAAUGGCCAGAACAACGGUCAGAACAAUGGCGGCAACAAUGGUGGUAACAACGGAGGCAACAAUGGCGGUGGUGGUGGUAACCUAGCCCUCAACCCUGCUGUUGUUCAAAAAGCCAGUCAGUCCGAUGGAUUCGACCAGGGCAAGGAAGAUGGACAAGCCGCAUCUCUCACUGACCAAGCCAACUUCAUCAACUUCUGCCAAGGCAAGACCCUCACCAACGGUCUCCAGGUCAAGGAGGGAUCCUGCAACGGUAUCGUCAUGGGUGAUAUUCCUGGUGUCGGCAACAUGAUCUCUGCGGUCUUCACUGACCCCAAGAACAAUGACAACAAGAACGCAGGCGAGCCGAUCGACUUCUCCGUCAAGAUCACCAACUUGGCGGCCGGGUCUUUCACCAACCCUGACAACACCUACUACGCCGCCCCACAGACGCUCCAGGGCGGUAAAGUCAUCGGCCACACCCAUAUCUCCGUCCAGGACAUGGGCAAUGACGCCAACAACCCUCCUGAUGCUCAGACCUUUGCUUUCUUCAAGGGUAUCAACGACGCUGGUGACGGCAAUGGUCUUCUCACUGCCAACCUUGCUGCUGGUCUCCCUGCCGGUAACUACCGUGCUUGCUCCAUUACCUCUGCCUCCAACCAUCAGCCUGUUGUCAUGCCUGUCGCUCAACGUGGUCCUCAAGAUGACUGUGUGAGGUUCACUGUUGGCGGCGGCGGCGGCGGCGGUAACAACGGUGGCAACAACGGUGGCAACAAUGGCCAGAACAAUGGACAAAACAACGGCGGUAACAAUGGUCAACAAGGUGGUCAGAACAACGGUCAACAGGGCGGUCAACAAGGAGGCCAGCAAGGUGGUCAGCAGGGCGGUCAGCAGGGUGGCCAAGGCGGCCAAGGAGGAGGUCAGGGAGGACAAGGUGGCUUUGGCGGCUUCGGUCGUGGUCGCGGUCGUGGUCGCUUCAACCGCCGCAGCUUCGCAGCCCGCGACUUCGUUGCUUGA